Cuscuta campestris is the source of this 826-nucleotide messenger RNA. The record is from the annotation of a GenBank genome assembly. NCBI's taxonomy places the organism in Eukaryota, Viridiplantae, Streptophyta, Magnoliopsida, Solanales, Convolvulaceae.
CUUUUUUUGCCUUCUAAGCGGGUUUUAGACAGAUUAUGUUCGCAAUUUUGCCCUUUUGAAAGAUGUUAAUUCCAGCAAACGAUGCCCGAAUAAUCACAAUAACAUUUGAAGAUUUCUUUUCUAUAUACAAUUAUACUUGGUCUGCUAUGCUGCCGGUAAUGCUGGUGUGCAAUAACAAAUCAACUUAUACAGCUGUGCGUGAAGACGGGAGCUGGUGUGUUUUGAAGCCGGCAUCACUAAGAACAAGCAUUCCAGAAUUUACAGUGGCCUCCCAUGACACAACUGGGGGUAUGGUUACCAAAAUAUCUGAGGCUGCAAUGAUUGCAAUACUGGGAAUUGAUGUAUACAUUGUGAAGGUUGGAACUGACCACUCACUCCAAGCCUUGGAUGGUAGCCUGAGAGGCAAAAUUCCUGAGGAUUGGUUAGGAACCGCAAUCCGGCGAAUUGACGACCCAAAGGCAGACUGAAGUAUACGGAGUACUCCGUGAAUGGGUUAAAACCAAGCACAAUAAUGGUUCGUUUGGGAGCAAUGUUCGUGGUACGUGUUACAAUUUUGAAAGGUAUUGUUAAAACUAAAGACGGACGUUAUAUACUUUUCCUGAAAAGGUUUAAAGCCAAAUGCCAAAUGGGAUGUUAGUUUACUACCAAACCUUUAUGAAGUCCCCAAGUAUUGUUGGUAUUUAUUCAUCAAAUAAGACAAAUUAUGUGACAGAUUAACUUUUGUUUCCAAUCCCUUCUUCAAGUGUGGAGAAAGUGUACGUAUUUAAGUCAAACAUUGUCAUGCUUUGGUCAUUAUAGAUUGUUUUAAUUAAGUGUUAUAUUAACU